This is a messenger RNA of Emys orbicularis (European pond turtle), 3197 nucleotides long. It is a transcript of the gene LPCAT1, whose product is annotated as lysophosphatidylcholine acyltransferase 1. The record is from RefSeq and is a predicted model, not a curated record. NCBI's taxonomy places the organism in Eukaryota, Metazoa, Chordata, Testudines, Emydidae. The transcript is spliced from 14 exons. Gene Ontology annotation, cellular component: endoplasmic reticulum. Gene Ontology annotation, molecular function: calcium ion binding; lysophosphatidic acid acyltransferase activity; 1-acylglycerophosphocholine O-acyltransferase activity. The coding region runs from base 1 to 1773 and encodes 590 amino acids.
AUGCGCGGGUCCCCGGGAGGGCGGGGCAGGCGAGCGGCGGCGUUGGUCCGAUCCGGGUCGUACAUCCUCUUGCUGCCGUCGCCGCCGGUGGGAUCCGGGCUGCGCAGCAUCCUCCGCCGCGCCCCCCGCUCCGCCGCGCCCCCGCCAGGACCAGCCCGGCCGUUGCGCGCGCCCUACCCUGCGAUGAGGCUGAGCAGCCGCGGCCGGGGAUGCUGCGCGGCGGGCGGCAGAGAGCGCGGCCCGCCCCCGCCGCCGCCGCGGAGCCCCUUCGUGCACCAGCUGCGCCUCAGCGCCCUGCAGAAAGCCAAGAUUGCCUUCAUGACCUUGACUUUGUUCCCCAUCCGACUCUUUUUUGCUGCUUUUAUGAUGUUACUGGCCUGGCCUUUUGCAUUCAUUGCUUCAAUGGGAUCUGCUGAGAGAGAACUGGAAAAGCCCCUCUCCUGGUGGCGAAAAGUAGUGGACUUUUUGCUGAAAGCAAUCAUGAGAACAAUGUGGCUUGCUGGAGGAUUCCAUUGGAUAAAUGUAAAGGGCAGACAGGCUUUACCAGCAGAAGCAGCAAUAUUAACUCUGGCUCCACAUUCCUCAUACUUCGAUGCCAUUCCUGUGACCAUGACUAUGGCUUCCAUUGUGAUGAAGGCAGAAAGCAAAGAUAUUCCUGUAUGGGGAACUUUAAUAAAAUAUAUACGACCAGUAUUUGUGUCUCGGUCAGACCAGGAUUCUCGCAGAAAAACUGUUGAAGAGAUAAAGAGACGUGCUCAAUCUGAUGGCAAAUGGCCACAGAUAAUGAUAUUCCCAGAAGGAACUUGCACAAACCGAUCUUGUCUAAUUACCUUCAAGCCUGGAGCAUUUAUUCCUGGAGUUCCUGUCCAGCCAGUAGUUUUGCGUUAUCCGAACAAAUUGGAUACGAUCACAUGGACAUGGCAAGGUCCAGGAGCGCUGGAAAUUCUGUGGCUUACCUUGUGUCAGUUUCACAAUUUUGUGGAAAUUGAGUUCCUCCCUGUUUAUAUACCUUCAGAAGAGGAAAAGAAAAACCCAUCUUUGUAUGCAAAUAAUGUCAGACGUGUAAUGGCAGAGGCCUUGGGAGUUUCAGUAACAGACUACACAUUUGAAGACUGCCAGCUAGCUUUGGCUGAAGGACAACUUCGUCUGCCUUCAAACACCUGCCUUUUAGAAUUUGCAAAGCUUGUGAGAAGCCUUGGGCUGAAACCAGAGAAGCUUGAAAAAGAUCUUGAUAGAUAUUCUCAAAGUGCCAAGAAAAUGAAAGAGAAAAGAGUCAGUCUUAAAGAGUUUGCUGCAUACUUGGAAGUCCCAAUUUCUGACACAUUAGAAAACAUGUUUGCUCUUUUUGUUGAGAAUGAAGAUGGUGUAAUUGAUCUACGGGAAUAUGUGACUGCUCUAUCUGUAGUAUGUAGGCCAUCCAAAACUUUAGAAACCAUUCAGUUGGCAUUUAAGAUGUAUGAAUCACAAAAUGGAACCAUAAUAGAAAACGACUUAGCUUGCAUUCUGAAGACUGCUUUGGGUGUGUCAGAGCUUAAUGUAACAGACCUUUUUAAAGCUAUAGAUGCAGAAGAAAAAGGGAAAAUCACAUAUGAUGACUUCUACAGAUAUACAGAAAUGUAUCCAGACUUUGCAGAAGAGUAUCUGUACCAUGAUCAGAUGGAAGUUGAGAAUUGUUUGAAGACUUCUCUUCCAGCCCCUAAUGGAUUCUGUACUGACUUCAGCCCAGAAAAUGCUGACGAUAAAAAGAAUCCCCUGCAGAAGAAACUGAAUUAAUACUGCAGACAUCCUACUCCUCUCCUGGUGAGAGGAAUAUUUCCUUUCCUGGAAUCUUCAUAGUCACUCCAACUAUAACUUUUGUGUGUGAAAGAUUUACUACCUUAAUACUGUUCUUUAAUUCCCACAUGCUGUAUUUAUCAAUAUCUUCAAGCUUAAUUGUCCGGAGAUGGGUUUUAUUUUAUUUUUUUCAGAAAGGUCUUUGAAAGCCAAUAAUGUGAUGUGCUUCAUUAUUAAUGUGCAUACUUAAAGGGAAGCUACAUAUUUAUUUAUAUUUGAUUGGUUAGUUUCAUGUACAGAAUGUUGCACAAAGUGUGCAUGUAUAAAGAAUUGUAGCUCAUAUGGUGGUGAGUGCACUUUGGUGAUUAGUUUUUUUCCCUGUUUAGGAAGAUGUUUAUUUAGGGCCAGAUCUGUUGUCCUUAUUCACAGAGCAGUCUCACUGAUUUCAGUAGGAUUAUUCUCAUGAGAAAAGCAAGCACAUUUUGGCCCCUUGUGUUGGUUUCAGUAAAUAAUGCAAGAAACAAUUAUGGAAAAAAAAAUUUUUUUUUUUUUAACCAAGGAUUACUUGCUUUUUAUUUUUGUUGUUAAAUGAUAAAAGUUGUCUCUGUCUUUCAGUCCAUUACAUGGUAGAAUCAAAAGCGAAGGGGCUUUAGUUCCCAUACAUUUAUUCUCAUAUACUUAUCUGCAGAACACAGUGAAAUAUGGAAUGCUUUCAAAACAGACAUGAUAUGUCUAUGUGAACAAAUGUGUGGCAAACAAACUAUGCUUUCCAUGCUUUUCUGUAAAAUUAUUCAAACAUUUCCACUUAUUAAUUAUAUGAGGAAUUUAUUAUAAACUAAUUCCUUAUGUAUUUAAUUUCGAUAUUAACCAGGAAUCACACAGGUGCAGCUUCUUUGGUAAAAAUCUGACGACAGAUACACAUGCACAUGUGUGCAUAUACAGUCAAAUACAUGUUGUAAUGUGGAAUAAAGAUUUUUAUCAGCAUGAAUUUGGAAAGAUUGCAUUAGGAGUGGCAAAGCCAUAAGUGAGUUAUAUAAGACAUCCCAAAGGUGUGUAUUCUAUAUGAUUACCAUGGUGUGUAUUCUAUAUGAUGCAGAAGUUACCAAAAAAAAAAAAAUUAGGAAUGUUUUACAGAAGUUUUAAAAAAUGUUAUUGGCACUAUUUCUUAUUUCUUUCCUUUUGUAAAUGCAGGUACUUUAGUUACAAGGAAUAAAACUGAGCAGGACAUCAAAACUAAUAUAAAAAACUUCCCAAAAUGAUGUAGUUUUUCUGAAUAUAAAAAUGUCAGAACUUAAAAGCCCAAAAUGUGCCUUUAAGGGCUAGAAGUAAUGCUGGGUCCCAAUGGGACCAAAGGAAUUUCUCUCCUUCUUAAUGGUAAAAAUUCUUAAUCCUGCAUGGUUAGUAACCCCAUUACUAACCCUGUA